CUGCCAAACAAGAUGUCCAACAAUCUCCAUAGCACUUGGAAGGCACUUGUACCUACCCUGGUGGAAGCAUUCUUGAAGUAUUCAGCCAGAACACAUGGGCAUCCUCUUCCAGAAGCAUGCCCAGUGAUAUCUGCCUGUGCAAAGCAUAGUUGUGCACUGCAACAAAUUUCGAUAAUUUGCCUUUUAUUU
Molecule: messenger RNA, 189 nt
Organism: Suillus subaureus
Lineage: Eukaryota; Fungi; Basidiomycota; Agaricomycetes; Boletales; Suillaceae
Exons: 1
Source: RefSeq, a predicted model, not a curated record